AUGGAGGUCACAGCUCUCUGCAUCACACUGUUGAUGACUGUGUUGUUCCUGCUGUGUGCACGUGAUCAGAAAGUUGAUUCAGCAGUUCUUCAUAUUGAACCAAACAGACUGCAGUUCUUUGAAUAUGAAACUGUAACUUUCCACUGUGAGGGGCUCAAAGAGGAGGAGCUCUCAUGUAAAUCUUCUAGCAGUCUGACAUCAUCAAUGUUAUCCUGCGCCAUUAAAAAUGCUUUUCCGGAAGACAAUGGAGAGUACUGGUGUGAAGGUAAAGGGGGGAAGAAGAGCAACAGCGUCAACAUCACUGUCACUGCUGGUUCAGUGAUCCUGGAGAGUCCUGUCCUCCCUGUAGAAGAAGGCAACAAUGUGACUCUGACCUGCAGAAACAAAACGACUUCCUCAAACCUGACAGCUGAUUUCUACAAAGAUGGCCUCUUCAUCAGGAACAGCUCUACAGGAAAGAUGCCCAUCCACAUUGUUUCCAAGUCUGAUGAAGGACUCUACAAGUGUCACAUCUCUGGAGCUGGAGGAUCACCAGAGAGCUGGAUGGCUGUCAGAGAAGAGACUACUCCAACCUCAUCCAAUCCCACCUCCUCCGGUCCUACCCCAUGGAUUGUUACGACUCUCUUAUUGAUGGUUCUGCUGUUGGUGGUGGGACUACUUCACCUCUGCAAAGGAUAUGGGCACAGAGUAUUGGACUAUCUGUCCACAGUGACUCUUCGUUCAAGCUCAGCUGAGAACCAAACAGUCUCUGUAGAGGCCAGUGCAGCUGAUGAGGACAAAGUGAUGUAUGCUGCUGUAACAAAAAACAGGAAGAAGAAAGUAAAAAUCUGCACUCAGAUUCAGGUGAGGUCCAGGUGGAGGGUGGAGGAGGAGGUUGAGUGCAGAGCAGGAGGAGUGGAGGAGUUUCAGUGUAGUAACAUGGUCCAGUCAGAGUCUCCUUCUGGAUCAUCAGGACACAGCUGA
Epinephelus lanceolatus (giant grouper) is the source of this 963-nucleotide messenger RNA. The record is from RefSeq and is a predicted model, not a curated record. Lineage: Eukaryota; Metazoa; Chordata; Actinopteri; Perciformes; Serranidae.